Paramuricea clavata is the source of this 1326-nucleotide messenger RNA. The record is from the annotation of a GenBank genome assembly. NCBI's taxonomy places the organism in Eukaryota, Metazoa, Cnidaria, Anthozoa, Malacalcyonacea, Plexauridae.
AUUUCCUUGUAAACAGCUGUGGCAUACUUAGAAUUUGGUCGCUAUUAGACUUAAUACAACUUUAGCAAUGGAUUUAUCUACACUCGUUGUGGAACCUCUAUCCACAUCACUAAACAAGAGCAAUAUCGUGAUAACAGAAAAUUAUGGACUUGACGGAAGUAGCGGUUUUUGGUGGUUGAAAUUUACGUUUGACUACAUGCUGGAGAAAGCCAUUGCGAUGCGUCUGACGAAUUUCAAGUACGACUCGAAAGGCAAUAUUUGGACACUAGAGAUAGAGAAAUGCCACUAUCUGAGCAUUAAAAAUGCGGACAAUCGUGUGUCCUUUGAUAUGGAGGAUGAGCUCGUUAAUGUCAAUGAGUUGAAACGUCUUCGAGGAUGCGCGUUUAACAACGAGAAACUCCAAGAUUAUUUGGAAACAAACGUCGUGCCACUGAUAACAAAGAAAAUCAAGUAUACGAAAUUCGCCCCACAAUUUCGGUUUUUCCUCAGCCACAAAGCGAAGGACAAGCCUCUCAUGCGUACAUUUAAAGCUGGGCUAAAGUUUCUCGGGUAUUCGACGUGGAUAGACGAAUCCGAUAUGCCUAUUGUAGCACAUCUGCCGUCGGCUUUGAAGAUAUCGAUCGACGAUUGUGAUUGUUUUGUUGCUUGGCUGAACGAGGAAUAUUUCAAGAGCGAGUACUGCACAGCAGAGCUCUUAUACGCCAAAAAUCGUGGUAAGAUAAUUCUACCAUUUGGAGUAUUCAGCGAAAUUAAAACCCGGCUUCGCGAAGACGAAAACCUCAUAUUCUUGGAAGGCCUUUUAAUAAGUAACCCAAAUGAGAUGUCUUUCUUUGAAGUGUUGAGACGCAUCGAUGAAACAUUAUUCAAUUUUGAAAAGAUGGCUCUUCCUUCCUCUUAGACAGCUUCAAACAACAUCAUCAAUUUAUCGUAUAGUUUUAACAUUCAGCUGAUUUAUUUUAAUUAACAGAGCGUGAAAAUCACAGAGUAUACACAGAGGUCAGAGUAAAAGCCGCACGAGAGCUGAGCCGCAUCGUUGAAUCAUAAGCGUUAUAAAAAGAUAUAGUGUUUUAACCCAAUUAAAACUCUUUAAACUGAGGCUGAUUUUAUAAAAUUACUUAACUGGUAUCCAUGCUCAUCUGUCAAGUACGUGUAAUCAGGUUUUAUCAGUUUGGAUAUAUUUACUUAAAGCCAUCUUAAUUUGUAAUUCUAACUGAUAGACUUCUUGUGUACAAAUCCACAGGGUGCCCGACUAUGACUCCUACGCCUACUAACAAUGUAAAAUAAUAACAUUUUUCAACUUAUUUAAACUGGUAUUAAACGAAUGAC